AUGAACGACUUAUUCUCAAGUUCUUUUAAGAAGAACCAGGCUCAGUUGGGAGAUGUCGAGGCAGGUCAAGAAACGAUGAAUCUCGACAAAUUCUUCGAAGAUGUCGAGAACGUAAAGGACGACAUGAAAGGAGUCGAGAGUCUUUACAAGAAGCUUCAAGACUCAAACGAAGAAUGCCACACGGUCCACAAUGCCAAGAAGGUGAAGGAGCUACGAGCUAAGAUGGAUGGAGACGUAGGUCAAGUCCUUAAGAGAGUCAAAAUGAUCAAGCAGAAGCUCGAAGCUUUAGAGAAAGCGAAUGCUAAUAGCCGUAAUGUCCCGGGUUGUGGACCCGGCUCGUCUACGGAUAGGACACGGUCGUCUGUGGUUAGUGGUCUCGGGAAGAAACUCAAGGACUUGAUGGACAGUUUCCAAGGUUUACGUGCUCGUAUGAACAAUGAGUAUAAGGAAACCGUGGAGCGCAGGUAUUUCACAAUAACAGGAGAAAAAGCGGAUGAGCAAACAAUCGACAACUUGAUUGCGAGCGGUGAGAGCGAGAAUUUUCUCCAGAAGGCGAUUCAAGAGCAAGGAAGAGGUCAGAUCAUGGACACGAUAUCUGAGAUCCAAGAAAGACACGACGCGGUGAAGGAGAUUGAGAAGAAUCUACUCGAGUUGCACCAAGUUUUCUUGGACAUGGCAGCCCUAGUGGAAGCGCAAGGGCAACAAUUGAACAACAUAGAGAGCCAUGUGGCGAAAGCAAGCUCGUUUGUGAGAAGAGGGACGGAUCAGCUCCAAGACGCAAGGGAGUACCAAAAGAGCUCGAGGAAAUGGACUUGUUACGCCAUCAUUCUCUUCCUCAUCAUCUUUGCCCUCCUUCUUAUUCCCGCUCUUCCCCAUAUUCUGCUCAUGUUGAAGUAA
This is a messenger RNA of Microthlaspi erraticum, 897 nucleotides long. The record is from the annotation of a GenBank genome assembly. Lineage: Eukaryota; Viridiplantae; Streptophyta; Magnoliopsida; Brassicales; Brassicaceae.